This is a messenger RNA of Saimiri boliviensis boliviensis (Bolivian squirrel monkey), 2340 nucleotides long. The record is from RefSeq and is a predicted model, not a curated record. NCBI's taxonomy places the organism in Eukaryota, Metazoa, Chordata, Mammalia, Primates, Cebidae.
CCAAAAACCUAUGUCUCCCUUGGCCUGGGGGUGGAGUGUAAGGUAAAUGGAUGUGCUUUGGUCAAGAACAGGGUGAGGCAGAUAUCCAGCCCAGCAUGACUCAUCAAGUUUGGAACGCAGGCGCAGCACUCCACUUGUUAUAUAACCUGUUUGUGUAAGCUCAUACCUGGCUCGGAGCCACUAUUGUCUGUAAAAGGUAUAACUGCCCUGCUGACGCUGUACAUAGGGCUCGUGUCCAGAGACAGAGAGAGAAAUUGCCAACCAUGGAAGGGAGAACUGGCUGUCUUGCAGACAGACGGGGGUGAGCUAGGAACUAACAAGCUUGCCACAGAGUACAGCUGUGAGUGUGGGAGCAGCAGGAGCCCCAGAGCCAGUUGCUGAGAAGGGCUGCAGCCUCAGAGGAGGCAGCCCAGACAAAUGCAGACAAUGUGAGAGAGCUGCAGCUGCUGCUGCUGAAGAAACUCACAUUUCACCUGCCUGCAGACCCCUGGAGUGUUCUUUCUGCUAUCUUCCACCCAUCCACCAGCUCUCCAUGGACCUCAGCAUGGGCUGGGACCUGACAAAUGGUACGACAGUGGUGUCUUCUCCUAAGGAAGCUUAAAUCAGAAAAUUUUAAAUCACAGUUAUCCUUUCACCUCAAGCCAGAGUAAGCCUUUUAAAUUAAUCCCAGGAAUGGCUUCAACAGAGGAACAGUAUGGACUGAAGAUUGUGAAGGUGGAAGAAGACCCUUUCUGGGACCAAGAAACCUACCUUCGAGUGAACAACUUUUCUGGCCAAGAAGCCUCUCGACAACGUUUUAGGCAGUUCUGUUAUCAAGAGACUCUUGGUCCCCGAGAAGCUCUGAGCCAGCUCCGAGAACUCUGUCAUCAGUGGCUAAGGCCAGAAAUCCACACCAAAGAGCAAAUCUUGGAGCUGCUGGUGCUAGAGCAGUUCCUGACCAUCCUGCCUGAGGAGCUCCAGGCCUGGGUACGGGAGCACCGUCCGCAGAGUGGGGAGGAGGCUGUGGCUAUAGUUGAAGAUUUGGAAAAAGAGCUUAGUGAGCCAAGGAACCAGGAUCCAGAUCAAGAAUGUGGACAUUCAGAGGAUGUGGAACAUCUGAAGAUCAAGCAGGAACCAACAGACAUCCAGGUUCAGCCUAUGAUGACACAGCUCAAAUGUCAAUCUUUUUACCUCCACCAAUUUCGAGAACAAGAUAGUGAAAGUAUACCUGAGAACCAGAAGUUGGCAUCAAAGCAAGAAAUCUUAAAAGAAACAGAACAUUUGAGGGAUAGCAGACUCCACAGAGAUUUAUCUUUGGAUUCUAAGCACAGAGAAACUUGUAAACAAGACAGCGGGGCAGAAAAGCAGCAGGAACAUUCCACUGGAGAGAGACGCCACAGGUGCAAUGAAUGUGGUAAAAGCUUCACUAAGAGUUCGGUACUCAUUGAGCACCGGAGAAUCCACACUGGGGAGAAGCCAUACGAAUGUGAAGAAUGUGGGAAGGCUUUUAGCCGGAGGUCAAGCUUGAAUGAACAUCGGCGGAGCCACACUGGAGAGAAACCCUACCAAUGUAAGGAGUGUGGGAAAGCCUUCAGUGCCAGCAAUGGCCUCACUAGACACAGAAGAAUCCACACAGGGGAAAAACCAUAUGAAUGCAAAGUGUGUGGAAAGGCCUUCCUCCUCAGCUCAUGCCUUGUUCAGCAUCAGAGGAUACACACUGGAGAGAAGCGCUAUCAGUGUAAUCAGUGUGGCAAAGCCUUCAUUCAGAAUGCAGGGCUUUUCCAACAUCUCCGAGUCCACACUGGUGAGAAACCGUAUCAGUGCAGUCAGUGCAGUAAAAUCUUUAGUAAGAAGGCACUUCUCCUGAAACAUCAGAGAAUCCACACUGGAGAGAGACCAUGAGUGUGAAGAGUGUGGAAAAGCCUUCAGUCAUCAUUGCAACCUUAUUAGGCAUUUUAGAAUCCAUACUGUUCCAGCAGAACUGGACUAAUUCUGUGGACCCCUAAAUGGGACCAUCUUGGAAAGAAGAGUUUCAGGUGGCUUAUUCUGUUCUUGUAAGAUUUAUUUUUUGCUUUGCAGUGAAUCACUUGUCUACAAACCAGGUACUGGUGUCUCCACUGUGGAUGACUGAUUGUAGGGGGUUGCUGGGUGGCCUUCUUAUUCCCUAUACUUUGGUUUAUUUCUAAUGAUUUCUUUUAAAGGGACCAAAUCUUAUUGGAAAUAAAUUGUUAUGGAAGGCCUGUUGUUGAGUAAUACUGAAUAUUGAACAAUUCUAAAAGAUCAGUAUAUUUGUAUACUUUUUAAAAAGAUUGGCUAAGAUCAAAGGGUAUUCAGAGGUGCAUCUUUUUCUGUAAGAGUAAC